AAUCACAAUCAAUAAUCAAUCAAAUUAACAAUAAUUAAGACUCAUGACCACUUUAAGGGAAAAAAAAAAAAAACAAAAUAAAUAAAUUAAAAAGAAAAAGAGAGAAAAGAAAGCAGAAUACACCGUCUCUUUUGGGGCUAAAAUUCAGCAUCACCGUUCAGACCAUCUUCGUCUACUCCCAUUCUUCUCUCAAUCAGAUAACCACACAAACAGACCAUGGAUAGACUGGUGAAGGCAGAUGUGAAAGAAAUAGAAAUUUCAUUCAAGAAAGGCCAGAAGUGCACAGCAACGUUCAGGCUAAGCAAUCUUAUGCACACCAUGUCAGUAGCGGUUUCUUUAGCUACGACAAGCCCCUCGUUUUUCACUUUUAACCAGUCUUUCUCCAUAAUCCCACCUCUCUCCACAUCAUCUUACACGCUAAUCCUCUCUCAACCGUCUGAUCAGUCACCACCUUUCCGCACUCCUCCUCAUGUCAUCACAGUCAUAUCCGCCAUGCUCCCUACCGGAAAAGCCCACGUGGACGAUCUCCGCCGUCUGUUCUCAAGACCCGGACCCCAUAUUUUUAAAGAUGCCGCCAUACCCAUCUCCCUUGUGGGUCCCCAUAUAGCUGAUUAUAUCAUUGCCCGUCACGCCCAAUUUCAAAGUUCCAAUCUUUGUUCUUAUUUUAACAGAGCUAUCUCUGGCUGUACGGGGUCCCAGCUUACAACACUUCUCGAGUCUGCUGUAAUGUCCGGUAAUGCUGAUUUGGUUGCUAAAUUGGUCGACUUAGGUGGAGAUUUGAAUCGCAAGGAUUUAAAGGGGCAUUGUUUGAUAAUUCUAGCUGUUAGAGCUGGGAACUUGGAUGUUGUUAAGGUUCUAAUUUCAUCUGGUUGUUUAAUUGAUAAUUUAGUAGAUAAAGUAUUGCAUGAAGCAGCAGCUGCAAAUAGGGUAGAUAUAAUGGAGGUCUUGUGUUGUACUUUUAAAGAUCUCGUUGAUUCUAAUUCGACUGAUUUAUAUGGGAGAACGCCAAUUCAUGUUGCUGCUACUCUUGGUCAUGUGGAAGCGAUUAAAUUUUGUGCUUCAAUUGGAGUGAAAGUUGAAGCUGUUGAUUGUGAUGGGUGUACUCCACUUCAUUUAGCUGCAGAGAAAGGGCACUUAGAAGCUGUUGAGUGUUUAUUAGAUUGUUCGUGUUAUCUAAAAUAUGUUGUUAAUAAAGAAGGAAAGACAGCUUUUGGUGUUGCAAUUGACAAUGGGAAUUCUGAUUUAUUUGGUCUGCUACGACUUGGUGAUGUCCUGCACAGAGCAGCUGGAUUAGACGAUGUUAAUGGAAUCAAGAACUGUAUUUCAGAAGGAGUAAAUGUGAAUGACAGAGAUCAAAAUGGAUGGACUCCUUUGCAUAGAGCUGCAUUUAAAGGUCGAAUUGAGAGUGUGAGAACAUUGCUUAGUUAUGGAGCUAUAGUUGAUCCGGUUGAUGAUGAUGAGUAUACUCCACUUCACUGUGCAGUUGAAACUGGGCAUAUUCAAGUUGCUAUGCUGUUGAUGGCUCAUGGUGCUAAAGCUAAUGUAAAGAAGUGUCUGAAGACUGACAUGACUUGCAGUAGGAACUGGUCUGCUCUUUUAGGGAAAAAGUGUUUAUGUGAAGAAGAAGAUGAUAGAGAGCUGUGUGUUAAAUUUUCUUCUUGUGUUUUGUAAAUCAGCAAAUGGUUUUUGCUGUGUGCUCUAUGUAUAAUGGUUUUUGUAAAUCUGUAAAUGCGAGAAUGUUUUGCGUUCCGAUC
Messenger RNA from Ricinus communis (castor bean), 1754 nucleotides. RefSeq names its product protein VAPYRIN-LIKE. The record is from RefSeq and is a predicted model, not a curated record. The transcript has a single exon. Gene Ontology annotation, molecular function: protein binding. Lineage: Eukaryota; Viridiplantae; Streptophyta; Magnoliopsida; Malpighiales; Euphorbiaceae. Gene Ontology annotation, cellular component: ciliary inversin compartment. Gene Ontology annotation, biological process: protein localization to ciliary inversin compartment. Bases 217 to 1671 code for a protein of 484 amino acids.